This is a messenger RNA of Xylona heveae TC161, 1919 nucleotides long. RefSeq lists its product as hypothetical. The transcript has 4 exons. The coding region runs from base 306 to 1826 and encodes 506 amino acids. The record is from RefSeq and is a predicted model, not a curated record. Gene Ontology annotation, cellular component: vacuolar membrane. NCBI's taxonomy places the organism in Eukaryota, Fungi, Ascomycota, Xylonomycetes, Xylonales, Xylonaceae. Gene Ontology annotation, biological process: amino acid transmembrane transport. Gene Ontology annotation, molecular function: amino acid transmembrane transporter activity.
CGUGCAAUCGCACGGAUAUUUGCCCGUGUUUCUACAUGUAAACCGAGUUCUGCAUCCCUGCAGCCUGACUAGGGCGUUGCUUCUUCCAACUGCUCGUCUCAGCACAAGCAUACUUAUCUGCAAGUGUACGCUGCAAAUCACUUGCCGCCUUUUCGCUCGCUCUCUGCCAACCUGCAGUCCUGCGAUUCGAUUCAAGCGAUAAUUUUUUUCUUUCAGUCUGUCCUUUCGCAGCAAAUGCUGAAAUUGGUAAAUCCUCGCAAAUCACCCUCUCGCGACAACCUGGCAAUCUAUAUCCGCCUUGUAAAAUGGCGUUAGGCUGGACAAAGAAUCAAAAUGCGACGGGCGACAGCCCUUCUAACGUCCAGGACUCAAAGGCUUACCCUUCGGAAAAACUCUCUGGAGAUGCAGAGAAACAAGCCUUGGGUCCUUCGAGAAUGAAUCGGAUUGCCGAUCCGCUCCCUGGCCUCGUGUCAGAUUCCGAUUCCGAGACCAGUGUGAGCGUUGCGAAGCAAAUGGAGCUCGAGUCUUCCAAUGCCAUCAAAUACAGAACAUGCAGUUGGCCCAAGACUGCUGCAUUGCUCUUUUCAGAGUAUAUCUGUCUGGCGAUCAUGUCUUUCCCGUACUCUUAUUCUGUGCUAGGACUGGUUCCCGGCCUCAUUUUAACUGUAGUGGUGGCCGCACUGGUGCUUUAUACAUCACUUGUUCUUUGGGAGUUUUGUCUUAGACACCCAGAAGUAAGAGACGUCUGUGAUAUUGGACAAAUGCUUUUCUGGGGCCAGCGUUGGGCUUGGUAUCUUACGGCUAUUAUGUUUUUGCUCAACAACACCUUCAUUCAGGGUCUGCACGUCCUUACUGGAGCAAAAUAUCUGAACACAAUGUCUAAUCAUAGCGUGUGCACGAUCGGCUUCUCGGCGAUCGCAGCAGUUAUAUGUUUCGUGUGUUCACUCCCUCGAACUUUCUCAACAUUGGCUAAGCUUGGUACCGCUUCUGCCUUCUUCACCUUCAUCUCUGUCCUCUUGGCUGCUAUCUUUGCCGGCAUCGAAGCCCAUCCUGCAGGCUAUAACCCCAACCCCAAAUACAUCAAUCCGGUAACUGGUACUGGUGGCGGUGAACCUAUUGUCUUAGCUGUGCCGGCCAAGGGGACUACUUUCGUGGCUGGAAUGAACGCCUUUCUCAACAUUAGCUAUACAUUCAUCGGCCAAAUUACGCUUCCAAGCUUCAUCGCUGAAAUGAAGAACCCUCGGGAUUUUCCAAAAGCGCUGUGGGCUGUCACUAUCGCCGAAGUCAUUCUUUUCAGCCUGGUCGGAGCUAUCGUCUAUGCGUACACUGGAACACAAUACAAUACCGCACCAGCUUUUGGGUCGCUCGGCAAUGAAGUCUAUAAAAAAGUUUCGUUUUCGUUCAUGAUACCGACGCUGAUUUUCCUCGGGGUCCUAUAUGCCUCAGUCUCUGCGCGGUUUGUCUUCUUCAGAAUCUUUGAAGGCACCCGCCAUAAAGGAUCUCACACUGUGGUUGGGUGGCUCUCAUGGGCCGGCAUUCUUGCAGUGACUUGGGUGCUCGCUUUCAUAAUCGCAGAGGUCAUCCCUUUCUUCUCAGAUCUGCUCUCUCUUAUGAGCUCACUCUUUGAUUCCUUCUUUGGCUUCAUCUUCUGGGGAGUAGCAUAUUUGCGAAUGAGAAAGGUCGAUUAUGGUCCCGGAUGGAUUCAUCGACGAGGAGUCCGAGGUAUUGGUGGAUUCUUACUCAACAUCAUAAUUAUCGCGAUUGGAUUCUUCUUCCUUGGCGUCGGUACAUAUGUAAGUCUCUGGUUCUCGUGCAUUUGGCAUUGACCUGAACUGACCCAAGAAAGACCUCUGUGCAGUCCAUCAUUGACGGUUACAAUGCGAGUGCGUUCGGGGGCGCAUUUACUUGUGCUAGCAACG